AGCAUGCUAGCUCCAGCGCGCGACAACAGGCAACGAGCAAUUGUACACCAUACAAACAUCGUAUUGCAACGACAUGUCCCGUGCAGACAGCACACUGAACGGACACUCGACCUCUUGCCAGACCCAGAAUGGCCGCUGAUUCCACUGCUAACCUGCAGUUGUUCUCACCACCAGGCUCGGGGCGCUCUUCGCCAGCACCACGGGCAACGCGUAACGCUGCAGAAGACGCUUUGUACAAGAAGGACAAACCCUUUCGGCGAUAUGCACUCGGUGUUGAACGAACGCUCGCCCUGUGGGACACAGCGCAGCAGGAAUGGGCAGACUACAUCUCUUUCCUGGGGCGCCUGUUGAAGGCCUUGCAAGCGCACCCUUCCGAGACCCCUGUCAUCCCCCAUAGCGAUACAGUCGCACUGCGAUUAGCGCAGUGCUUAAAUCCAGCAUUGCCCUCAGGUGUUCACCAGAAGGUCCUUGAGGUCUAUGCCUACAUCUUCUCGACAAUCGGAAAAGGUCCGCUUGCCCGUGACCUGACCCUCUACCUCCCAGGCCUCGCCACAACACUCUCGUUCGCCUCGCUUUCGGUGCGCCCGAUAUUUCUCUCCAUCUUUGAGGACCACAUCCUGAAGCUCGACGGCGCUGCGCUGAGACCAGCUCUGAAAGCUAUAGUACUGUCUCUACUACCAGGCCUGGAAGAUGAGACGAGCGAGGACUUUGAACGCAUGGUGUCAGCACUUGACAAAUUGCGCAGAGCUGUGCAAGAUCAGACGAAUGACAUGGUAGACGCGAAGAGCAACAACGGCCAUGCCUCUCAUUUCUGGCAGUGUUUCUUCCUCGCCAGUAUAACCAACGCCUCGAGGAGACAAGGCGCACUUGCUUUUCUGACGCGUCGACUGCCCAAAUUUGGUCUUCCAGCUCCCAAGAAUGGCAUGCAAAGCGGAAGCCUAUCUCUUGAGGCUGAGGCAGCUGUACACCCAGAACCAGGUCUGUUGAUUCGAUGCUUUGAGUCAGGUCUCUCAGAUCCGCAGCUUCUAAUUCAAAGAGGAUUCCUGGAUCUAAUCGUCAGUCACCUCCCACUCGAGUCUCCUGUCCUGCAGCAACGCAUCAGCAAGACAGACCUUGAGCGCCUUGUAGCUGCUGCUGCCAGUGUGGUGUCUCGCAGAGAUAUGAGUCUGAAUCGAAGACUGUGGGCAUGGUUUCUUGGACCGGACCCUUCGACCGCUGAGAACAGCGAGGGGGCUGAGUCGCCUACACAAGAGCGACACAACGCAACAUCCACAGACCCUUCUACCGUCCACGCUGCUUAUUUCUCUCGCUACGGUUUAGCUGCAUUGACAACAAGCGUGUUGAAGAUGAUCAAUCGACAAACCAAAACAGCUGUCGAGCGCGCAAGGCCUUUUCGAGUGUGUCUGUCCCUCAUGGACCGUUGGGAAGUUGGAGGCCUGAUUGUACCCGAGCUGUUCUUGCCUGCGCUACAGAGUGUUCAGUCCUACAGUGAACAUGCAACCAAAGAGCAAGUUGACGAGGUCAUGAGAAGCGCCAGUGCAUUCUUCGACGGCGUUGACAGCGGUCUCAUCUGGGGCAAAUUGACUCAGCUGGUCACUUCAUCCUUGGACGGCUCCAGAUCGAAGCAAGAGUCACUGCAACAGAUGAAGCUUGCCAAGUUUAUUCUCGCGCGCUUCAAUCUCAAGGAGGAGGACAUGCUACUUCAUCAUAUGCCGCUGAUGAUUGUUGCUACUCUGACUUCACUCGGUCAGGUAUCCCAGGAUCGCAAUUCGAGACCUGAUAUCGAGGUCAUCGCCUUAGCACUCGAGACUGCUGACUCUCUUGUUCAAAUCGUACCUGACCGAGCGUUGAGGGCUGAGCAAGCUCCCAAUGCGCAGUACACCACUACUGAGCUCGGUACCUCGAGAACUCAAGUGCUGCAGCAGAUAGCAAACUUCUACGAAGACGCUCAAGCUGGGCUAGAGUCAGCAGAACGUCUCUACGAACCUGGGGUGGUGGGCCGCGCCGCUUUACGACAGGCCUCACAUAUAACGCUGACUGCACUUCAAAUAGACGGGUGGUCGCACUCGCCGGAGCUGCCAUCCAAGAUCCUGGCUAAUCUAAUCGUCAAGACACAGGACCUGGGCGCUAUCGACGAUUUUGAGUUCUCUUCUGUUCUCCAGAAUUCCCUCUCGAGAUCAAAUUUGAUCACCAGCGUGCCAUUCUCGCACUUGAGUGCUGCUGCUGGUAUCCUUGUUGCUCUACAAGUCGCGCGUCCGUCACAGCCAUACAUCUCUGCACCAAAUCUAUCUGAGCUUUUUCAUCAGCUGAUUGCAUGUUUAUGGCAUUACUUGUCGCCGACCAUGCCAAAGUACCAUGUCGAAGCUACUUUGUGUAUAUUGCAACUGCACUCGAUCUCGCCAUCUGACCGCUUGGUCGAGGCAGCUAUCUCCUCGAUCGUCGCAUCGCAGAUUCAGCAGGGCUCCAGUACUGCAUCAAUUCCAGAUUAUGGCCGGCGCUUCGCAGUUCUCUGGACGCACACCAUGCAUGAGCUCAGCCUGCAAUCAGAAAAGCGUGGAAGUGUGACACGACGCCCAAGUGGAAUGUCUGUGCCAACCCCAACUUUCUCGCCGGCGACGUAUCACGCAGUACUUACUCGACCGCUCCUGCUUCUGCUUGACACCCUUGCCGAGGAAGGCACGGAGGUUUCCACCUUCAUGAAGAGCUGGCUGCUCGAUCUGCCGACUCUCAACAGAGUGUUUGAGGUACAAGCUGUGCACCUUCAGUCCCUGCAAUGUCUCCAAGCCAUAGAGAACCUGAGGCCUGAAAACAAUCCCAAGCCAACCCAUGCAGCAAGCCUAGGCGACGACACCAGAGAGUGUCUGUACUAUCUGAGUCAUAUCUUUCACAUACUGAAACGUCCCUCGCAGUUCACUUGGGCAACGUUGGCCAAGACUGCUGCCGCCUGGGACACGACAUUGCCUGGUCAAAUGUCCCUGCAAGAGUGGUUUGUCAGAAAGUGUCUUGGUGCCCUGUCAAUCCAAGCUGGUAUCGCUGAUGCAGUCCUUGAGCUUCAUGUCCAUGAAUUGCAUCGGAUAGCUAUCUCUAUUAUCUCAAAAAUCUACCAGAGUCCAUUCGCUCCGUCUCUGAGGGAUCUAGAGAUUGAGGUUCCGCUCAUGGUCAGACUGAGGACCGCGGUGCCUACUUUACAGAGCCUUCUGCUCGGUGCAAUCCUAUCCGCGCUUCGAAUACGUCUCAUGCAGCCUCCUGAAGAGAAGUCACAGGAACUGAGACCACCACAAAUUGCCGCUCAUAGAUCGCGGCUGUCACUAGCCUUGAACAGAGAUUCUGUAGAUCACGCACCACCGUCUAUACCUCCUCCACCCCAAUUGGUUGAGUGCCUUAAAUUCGGAUUCUCUUCGCCAUCCAGUCGACUCGUGCUCGAUGAUUGGGUACAGUUCCUCAUCGAGGUGUUGCCUAUGUUUGCCGACACCAUUUUCCAAAACUUGCUCCCUUUAGUCGAAUGCCUUUGCAAGGAGAUCAAUAAUACUUUCGACCUACUGAAGAUUACAUUCGCACGACAUGAAGCGCUGGCUGGCAAGUCACCGGAGACUACACUUAUCUCUCUAGUCAAUGGCCUAGAGCAGAUUUUGGCUAAGGCACACGAUCGUCUGAUGGUUCAGGAGACCCAAGCAUCCGCCAACAAAUCGCCAGAGGCCCCUCAGGGAUUCUUCAGCAACGUAGUUUCUGGUGUCUUUGCACCAGAGGCUAAUCAGACAAGGACGCCAACAGCCAACAGUAGGCUUACGGUGUUACUGUGUUUCCAGGACACUGUGCGCAUCUGUUUCGCUAUAUGGUCGUGGGGCGGCUUUACACAGGAACGUCAAGACCCUACCUCUAUAUCAUCCUUCAGCUACACCUCACUACGAAUGCGCAAUCGAGCAAGACGUCUCCUCGAACACCUCUUUGCUGCCGAAGCCUUAGAGUGUCUCGAAAUUUUAGCAGUGUCCUGGGCACAGACGAUUGAAGAAGACGCUCACGAGACUGCUGUCAUGGGGCUGCUGAACGUACUGAACGGGUCAAGGCCGAAGCUAACUAUUCCGGCAAUUUUCAACGCUGUGUACAGCCGCACAGACCCAAACGCUUUAGACCCCAACCGCAUGUCUACUUUGACAUCUGACCUGUCAGACACAGAUCUCGUCACGUUCCUGGUCGAGUACACAAGGUCACUCGAGGAUGAUGCAAUGGAUGAGAUAUGGCAAGACUGUACAUUGUUCUUGCGCGACGUGCUUGCGAAUCCUCUACCUCAUCGUCAAAUACUACCGAGUCUGCUUGAAUUCACCGCUAUCAUUGGUCAGAAGGUUGACAACACGACAUUUGGUGAGCAGCGAAAGAUGAGGCGCGAGUUGGCGGACAUUUUCUCACGCAUUCUGACCGCAACAUUCACCACCCGUCCUAUGGGCUACGCGCAAGAUAUAGAUCACUCAGCACCGAAUGCGAAAACCACAUCAGUAACGAAAAGCGUGUACGCACACAAGAGAGCUACCGAUAUCGUGGCCAUACUGACAUCCAUCGUACCGAACUUGCCUAUCGUCCUCGCAGACACAGACCGAGUCACAAAGGUGGUCUCUGACAUCUCCACAUCAGUCAUUGGUCCUACCUUCCGAGCGAAGUCAUUCCCGGACAAUGUAUCUGCCAACACUUUGCAACUGCUUCACCAAUUGACGAAAGUGGCACAGGGUAGUAAGCUGCUGAAGAAGGACAUCUACGAUGCCUUUAACGACUCGAGAUUUUUCAAUACGUCCGUCGGUCUGGUGCAGGACGCAUGGCUACCGAUCCUGUCGCAAUGGACACAGUCCGACAAGGAUCGUGUGCCAGAACUCUUGUCACGAUUGACAGCACCGACAACAGCUGGCAUCAUGUUUGGCGUCGGUGCUGCAUCAGCACGCCAAGAGGCUGAUCGCAAGGCACAAACGACCUUACGUCGCGUCUCACUUCUCAUCUUAGCCAGCCCAGAAGACGCAUUCACACCCACCAUUCCCCAAAUCCUGGAGAAGAUCGUCGAGCUUUUCACCGCAACGCCCGCAUCAUCGCCUUCAUCCGCGACCCGCGCAGAUGUCUUUGUGCUUCUGCGCUCUGUGAUCCUUAAAACCUCGUCCAUUCACCUAGCCGCCGUCUGGCCGGUCGUCAACGGCGAGCUAACACGCAGCCUCUCCUCCCUCCUCCCCGAUGCACCCAAUAAAGAACACUACAAUAACGCCGGCAUAAUUCAGGCCUGCAAGCUCUUUGACCAGCUUGUUGUGCUGGACCCAGAUGACUUCCAGCUUAUCGAAUGGCUUUUCUUGACCGAUACCAUUGAUGCUGUGUAUAAGCCAAGCUCACCGCCGGCACUGCAGAGCCUGGCAGAUGAGAUCAGUGAGGUGCUGAGUCAGACGGGUGCGCCGCUUGUUGCACCGCUUGUGCAGAAUGAAGAUGCUGGUGAUGAGCCGUUGAGGAGGUUGUUCUUGGACCCAUUGAUCAGGGCGCUGGAGGUUGAAGAGGGUGCGACCGUGCUGGAUAUGGCAAGAGGUGAGCUGGUGGAUAGGGUUGUUAGGCCGUUCUUGGGCGGGCUGGCGAUGGGCGCGUUUGAAGCGCGGUAUGGAGGGGGAGAGCCGGAUUGGAAGGGGGUUUGGGAGAGUGUUGUCAGAGAUGCUGCGAGCUGAGACUGUAACUAGGGUCGGAUGCCAAGAAAUGCAUGCUCUUUCUCGAGGCAGGUGAGUCCAUGCGUGGUGUUGGCACCUGCCUUCGCUGCCCAUCAGCGCCAAACACCACAGCCACUGGGCAGUCGC
Didymella exigua CBS 183.55 is the source of this 5807-nucleotide messenger RNA. RefSeq lists its product as uncharacterized. Lineage: Eukaryota; Fungi; Ascomycota; Dothideomycetes; Pleosporales; Didymellaceae. The coding region runs from base 129 to 5681 and encodes 1850 amino acids. Gene Ontology annotation, cellular component: trans-Golgi network; endosome. The record is from RefSeq and is a predicted model, not a curated record. Gene Ontology annotation, biological process: Golgi to endosome transport. The transcript is spliced from 5 exons.